Molecule: messenger RNA, 1650 nt
Organism: Misgurnus anguillicaudatus (oriental weatherfish)
Lineage: Eukaryota; Metazoa; Chordata; Actinopteri; Cypriniformes; Cobitidae
Gene: mixl1
Product: Mix paired-like homeobox
Biological process (GO): hematopoietic progenitor cell differentiation; endoderm development
Molecular function (GO): DNA binding; DNA-binding transcription activator activity, RNA polymerase II-specific
Source: RefSeq, a predicted model, not a curated record
GUAUUUACAGGUGAGAAAGCUUUGUCUAUCAACGAUGGCAUGUCAUGUGUUAAUGGCUGAUCAUUAGCUGCGACAGUUGUCUGCAUCAAAAGCCGAGACCUUAUGUUUGAUGUUUCCAGAAGGCUGUAUUUGUGAAUAGGAGAUAUUUUUGUAAAAAUCAGGAAACCAGUCUGGAGGAAAUGGGGUUCUUUCAGUGCAAAGCCUGCAAGCUGAGGGUGUCCUUCAGGAUGCAAGGACAACAUCUCAUUCAACAAUACACGUAGAUGUUUUUUCAAGUCAUGUGUAUUCGGGUGGAGAUCCCAUUAAACUCACACACGAACCUUUAACAAAUGCAAAUGGCACAUAUUCACACCUGAGCCCUACCUGACAGAUCUGCGCUCGACGUCCUGCGUAAAGGCGCAGUGCCAGCCGGUGCGCAUUGACACCUUUUAGCUUUGAUCACCUUUACGCAAAGGCCGGUGGGGUGGAUAUAAAACCCCACUGGAAGCGAAGUCAAAUCAGUCGUUGCUGAACACCAGAAGGAAUAGACCGUUAUGGCAGUCGUGCACGGGAACCUCGGAGCAUCACAUUUAAAACAAUUUCAGCUGUAUCCAACCACAGAUUUGGACAGGAGGAUGAAUAUUCAAACGACAGAUUACGGAGCACAACUGAAAUAUCUCGGCGGCGCGCAUUCAGGGGUCACGAGGGCGGACAGCAUGGCCCUCUUUACGCACCGCAGAAAACGCACCAACUUUACGCAGCAGCAAAUCGACGUGUUGGAGAAAGUUUACCUGGACACAAAAUACCCUGAUAUUUAUUUAAGAGAGAAACUUGAGGCACUGACCGGUCUACCAGAAUCAAGAAUUCAGGUUUGGUUCCAGAAUCGUAGAGCCAAAUCACGGCGCCAGGUGGGGAUUCCACUCCCAGCAAAGACCAAUGGAAACGUCCUGACCUCCAACACUCACCUUAUGAACCAGUUAAUGACACAUCAGAACCACACACCCUUGGAGACCCAGCAAACCCCCAAGUUUGCCAUGAUGGACACUUUUAAUCAACAAGUGAUGAACUCUGCAGAUGAGAAGAGAUGCGCCUUGAAAGGCGACAUGUACAACCCAAGCGCUCCCUGCAUGUUCAGCAGAACCGAGGAGAACCAGAUCAAUACGGAUCACCUGAGCGUAGUGGUUCCUCGCAGUUACACGCAACAGUAUCCCAAAGCACACGAACAGUUCACCGCUACAAGCCAUGCAAAAUCUACAAUGAAGCAAUUUUUGGUGGAGUAUGACAACUUUCCUCCAAACAAGACCAUUGGGCCAGAGAUGAAGGUCGUUAUUCCUCCUCUUCCAACUCAGAAUAACUUCUUGAUGUCUUCACCCAAACACGUCACCUGUUCGGUCCAGAACAUGCCGGUCGGUGUCCAGCCAGGGAAUUUUGGGACCUUCUCUCCCAUCCGGGCAAAUGAAGCAGUUGAGUUUUCAGACUCCGAUUCGGAUUGGGAGAAAGAAGCUAUGUGUGGUUUUAAUGGAUUUAUUUAGAGAUGUGAUUUAUUCAUUGUACAGAUUUGAUCUGCAAGCCAAAACACUCAAUGUUUGAAAAUCAGAUAUUUAUUGUAUAUUCCAGAUAUAUUGUAUAUAUAUUAUGUACGUGUAGGUAGACAUUUCUCAAGCAAAAUAA